UUCUUGAAUGCUCUCCUGGUGGGCAUCAGAUCCUGCAGAGCCCUUACCGAAGCAUUGAUUUCGAUUCAACCCACCUCCAGCAAUCAGCUAUUCAGGAUUUAAUAUGUGACCAUUCCUUAACACCAGGAUGGUACCGCUUUAUGAUAUUUGAUAAGCCUGCUGAGAUGCCGACCAAGUGCGUGGAGAUGAAUCACUGCGGUACUCAAGCCCCUGUCUGGUUGUCUCUGAGGGAGUCAGAAUCCAUGCCUAGACCUGGUGAGAUCAAACAGUUAACAGCUUGUGCUACAUGGCAGUUUUUCUUCAGCGCUUCAAAAGACUGCUGUCUUUUCCGAAUCCCUGUCAGUGUGAGGAACUGCGGAGAUUUCUUUGUUUACUUACUGCAGCCCACCCAAGGAUGCAUGGGGUAUUGUGCAGAAGUAUUGCUCAGUCUGUUGCAAAAUGAGCAGUUUGGAGGUAACCUGGCUCCUUCAUCAUCUCCAUUCAUGUCACCACCACUACCACCCAUUCCUGAAGUUGUAGCAGAGCUGAUCAAAGGCAGCAUUUACCUUAGGUGUACCUUUGGCAUUCCUUCUGCAAACAGCUCAGUUGGAUUCACUGUAACUUGGUCAAGACUUUCUCCUGAAGGUAUCAAAGAAGAACUGAAACAUGAAACAGCAUUUCAUGGCUUCUCACUUCUAGAACUAGAUGGGAUAAGCAUCAGACUGGGAGACAGAGUCUACUGUAGCAGUUCUGCUUUUUUUGUGGAGAAGCCAGAUAUACAAAGUUCUUCAGUUGAGAGCAAGGAAUUUUUUGCUGGCAUUAAGAUACAUCCAGAAACAUACGAUAUAUCAGAAAAUGGGAAGGAAUACAGACUGGCAGUAGAAAGUAGCAUUCCUAUUCCUUGUCCUGAGUUUAGCCAGCUUGAAAGUAACUGCAAAAUCUCAUUAACAUUACAUACUAUUGAUGAAGGUAAAGAGCACUUAGGUUUAAACUUGGCUCUUUCUUCUUGUCAUGUGGAUCUUCUCCAGAAACCCUGCAAUAACGGAAUCUGUAGUCAAGCUGUAAUUUAUUUCACUGCUGUGACAGACUUUAUGCAGGAUGGAGACAGAAUUACCAGAAUUGCAAUCAAACCUAUAUCCAGUGAGAAUUUCCUGUGGAAUGGCUAUGUUCCAGAAAGCACACAGAUUACAGUAAAGGAUCUACCCACUGCCUACUGCUACUCAUUUACUGACCCUCAUAUAAUUACAUUUGAUGGAAGGCUCUAUGACAAUUUUAAAACGGGAACAUUUGUUCUUUACAAGAGUACAUCUCGAGAUUUUGAAGUUCAUGUUCGCCAGUGGGAAUGUGGAAGUCUUCACUACCCAGCAUCCUGUAACUGUGGCUUUGUUGCCAAAGAAGGAAGUGAUAUAAUUGCAUUUGACAUGUGCAGUGGUCAGGUACAUGAGACACAGCCACAGUUAUCUGUAAUAAAUAGAGACACAACAGGAAGCAACGUUAGAAUCACUGAAUCCUACCUAGGAAGAAAAGUAACAGUUUUGUUUUCUUCUGGAGCUUUUGUUCGUGCUGAUGUGAGUGAAUGGGGAAUGAGCAUAACACUGAGGGCACCCAGUUCAGAUUACAGACAUACAGUGGGACUCUGUGGCACCUUUGAUGGAAGUGCAGAGAAUGACUAUCACACCACAAGCGGGGUGGAAAUCCCAAACCAUGCUAAUGUUCCUUUUUCUUUUAUUAAGGAAUGGAGAAUUUCACCAGGAGACAGCUUGUUUGACAAGACACCUGCUUCUUUAACAUCUUCUAGAAAAAUGGUCUUUUGUGACUGUGCACUUGAAGACACUGAACUAUAUCGAUCAGUGAAUAAACUAGAGACAGUUUAUCAGUCAGAAUUUUCUCCAUCUUGUAAAGAAAGUGAAAAUGGUAAAUUUCUUUCUUUGAUACCAGGACUGGAUGUCACUGCUGAGUAUCUUGGUCCUGUAGAUCUUGUCAGAGGCUUAAAGAAACGUUCAUCUGCACAUGAAAUGGAUUUAUCUACACUUCUGCAGAGGGAGGAUAAUCAAACCAAACUUCAUGAAACAUCACUAGUAAAUACGCAUGUCUCUGCAACCUCAGUGGGAAAUACUGGUCUAGAAAGAGAAGGAACUUCAAGCUUGGGCAUUAGAAGAAAUUCUCACCGUUACAGCAGUCAUCUUGACAAAAGUCAACGUGUUACAAGUAGGGGGAAGCGCCAAAACUAUUAUGAAUACCAUCCAGUAUUUCUAUUCCAAAGUCUUAGCCAAACAGGCUUAGACGUAUAUAGUUAUUUUUUCCCAGAGGACUAUGCCACUGACACAGACCAGAAGUUUCUUCCUUCUUGGCCCACACUCUCUGGCCUCACGGAGUCUAGCGCUUUGUUACUAUGCCAGCAGGCAAUAGCUAAUUCCAGUAUAGGAAGAUCUUGUGGUGGCCUUCUUGGCCAGCGAAUAGAGGAUGCAAUAAAUAUGUGUGUUAAAGAUUUGCUGCUGAAAGAUGACCUCAGUUGGGCAGAAGCUUCCUUAGCUCUUCUAGAGAAUGAAUGUGAGAAAAGAGUUUUAGAAGAAAUAAAUUACAACCAACAGGAACUUGAAGAGUCAGUUGAGAGCCUACUUAUUGCACUAAAAUGUCCCGGUCUCUGCAGUGGUAAUGGGGAAUGUACGGAAUGGGGCUGUACAUGUUUUCAAGGCUAUGGCUCAUAUGACUGCAGCAUACUGUCUGCCCAGGCUCCAGAAAUUACAGAGCUGGAGAAUGCUGGGCUGUGUGAUAUUCGACAGUAUGACUGCACAUCAGUGAGAGCUUUUGGACAUGGCUUCAGGGAGUCACUGAGUCUGAAAUGUGAAAUUAUCAAACUACAGUAUAGUGAUAGACAAUGGAUUCCUGGAGAACCUCUAUCUAUGCCAGCUGCCUUCCAAAAUGCCAGGACUGUCGACUGCCAGUUACCAAAUGAUGGCCAGCAGUCUGAUGUCAUGGAUCUGGUUGAUGACAAACCCAUUGCCAGGUGGCAAAUAAAGAUUUCUAAUGAUGGGUUCAUUUAUAGCAACUCUAAAACAAUGAUAUUGUAUGAUGGAGCCUGUCAGACAUGUGAACCACAAGAAUCUGGGUUAUGUACAUUAAAGGAGAAAACAUGCAACAUAGAUGGACUCUGUUAUGGUGAAGGCGACACAAAUCCAACCAGCCCUUGUUUACUCUGCAGACCUGACAUAUCAAAGUUAACUUGGUCAGUUGUUGAAAACAACCAGCCUCCAGUGCUUGAAAAUUUUCGGGGUAUGCUACAGACUUUUUAUGGAGAAGAUUUUGUAUAUCAGUUUUUGGCUUCAGAUCCAGAGGGCUCUGCUAUUCAUUUCACAUUGGAUUCUGGUCCAGAAGGUGCCAGUCUUUCCCCAUCAGGUCUCCUUUUGUGGAAAGCUGUGUCAGUGAAUCUCCAUAAAUUAACAUUUUCUUUGACAGAUGACUGCAAUGCAAAGACUAAGGUAGAAAUAGAGGUCAGUGUAAAAUCGUGUGAUUGCCUAAAUAAUGGCUCAUGUGUGACAAACAUUAAUUUCCCACCUGGAAGUGGAAGAUAUCUUUGUGUAUGUGUGGCUGGAUUUGAAGGUGAUCUCUGUCAAGUGAAUACUGAUGACUGUAAAGUUAACCAGUGUGGUAUUGGCAGAUGUGUGGAUGGAAUAAACAGCUAUUACUGUGAAUGUCCACCUGAACUUCAAGGUAGAAAUUGUCGAGAUGAUGUAGAUGAAUGUGUAUCCAGUCCUUGCUUCCCUGGAGUAUUUUGCUUCAAUACUUUUGGUUCUUACUAUUGUGGUCCAUGCCCAGAUAAUCUGCAAGGAGACGGAAAGUCAUGUUACGCUGAAGCAAAAGUAACUACUAAUGUACCUUCACAUCUUUUGUUUUUAGAAAGCUUUGAAAACACUAAGGUUGAAAGAAAGGAUUCCACAAGAGAAAUUGGAGGGAAUAAAGUUCGACAAUUUAAUUCAGUGCUGGUGGUGUAUUCUGAUCUGAAAAAUGAGUCUGAAAUGUCAAUAUCAACAAAUCCCUUAGGUUUUCAACAGUCAUCAUUUGAGAAGGAUUUAAGCAUCUUGACCUAUAUUUCCAGUACUACAGAUGUACCUGAGAGAUUUAUUUCUACGGAAGUGGUCAGUAGCAGCACUCCAUCAUCUUCCACAGUAAAACCCAUCACUGCUUGGAAGUCACUUCAUGCUCAGAGAAGUGCUUCUGUACAACCUGCUGUUACUGGAAACAUUGUUCGUGCUCUCAGCACCAUCAGUGGUUACCUUGCUAACAUGGAAGAAAGUUCUUCAGUACAUGCUGUGAUGCCUGCAUCUUCACAGAGCCAUGUUGCAUCACCUGAGGAGAAAAUAAGGGCACAAGCUGAGGCCUACAGCUAUUUUGAGACCAGCAGGAAGACUUCUUCUAGCAGGACAGCAGAUACAAGCAAAGAGCUUUCUUUGCCGAGCAAAGUACUCAAAAGUGAAAAUGCUCACAGAGUUCCGCAACUAUUAGUCAAGCAUAAAGCUAGUCCUUUACCUUUUGGUCUUGUUGAAGUCACUGCACCUCCAAAAAUGCUUCCUGAAGAACUGAGUGAAAUAGUGAUUCCUAAAGCAGUAGCUUGUUCUGAUUUACCCUGUUUUCCUGGCGUACGGUGUGAGCCACAUCAGGAUGGAGGUGUCAAGUGCGGUCAUUGUCCUUAUGGUUAUUAUGGAGAUGGCUUCACUUGCAGAGCAAGAUGUAGACAAAUCUGUGGCAAAAACAUGGAGUGUGUGGCACCUAAUAUUUGCAAGUGCAAGCCUGGUUAUACUGGUUAUAACUGUCAGGCUGCUCUGUGCAGACCUGAUUGCAAAAACCACGGGAAGUGCAUUAAGCCCAAUGUCUGUGAAUGUCUACCAGGAUAUAGUGGCUCUGCUUGUGAGGAAGCACAUUGUCAACCACCCUGUCAAAAUGGAGGCACGUGCUUGGCCAGAAAUCUCUGCACUUGUCCAUAUGGUUUUGUGGGACCAAGAUGUGAUACAAUGGUUUGCAACAGGCACUGUGAAAAUGGUGGUGAAUGUCUUACUCCAGACAUCUGCCAGUGUAAACCUGGGUGGUACGGGCCUACAUGCAGUACAGCUGUGUGUGACCCCGUAUGUCUCAAUGGUGGUUCCUGUACUAAGCCAGAUGUUUGCCUCUGUCCACAUGGAUUCUUUGGUGCCCAGUGUCAGAAUGCUGUCUGCAGCCCACCUUGUAAGAAUGGUGGUCAUUGCAUGAGAAAUAACGUCUGUUCUUGUCCUGAGGGGUAUACAGGCAGAAGAUGUGAAAAAAGUGUCUGUGAGCCAAGGUGCAUGAAUGGAGGAAGGUGCGUAGGACCAAACAUUUGCUCUUGUCCUUCAGGAUGGAGAGGAGAAAGAUGUAACACUCCCAUCUGUCUUCAGGAAUGUGAGAACGGUGGAGAGUGUAUUGGGCCGAGUACGUGUCAUUGUCCCCCACAGUGGGAAGGAAUCCAGUGUCAAACACCUGUGUGCAACCAGAAGUGUCUGUUUGGAGGCAAGUGUGUAUUGCCUAACGUAUGCUCCUGUCGUCCUGGUUAUACUGGAGUCCUCUGUGGGAAGAAAAUUCAGGUACAAAGACAUCAUGGUUAA
Messenger RNA from Nestor notabilis (Kea), 5594 nucleotides. RefSeq names its product von Willebrand factor D and EGF domains (gene VWDE). The transcript is spliced from 31 exons. Gene Ontology annotation, molecular function: signaling receptor binding; calcium ion binding. The annotation marks the transcript as partial. Lineage: Eukaryota; Metazoa; Chordata; Aves; Psittaciformes; Psittacidae. Gene Ontology annotation, biological process: anatomical structure development. The record is from RefSeq and is a predicted model, not a curated record. Gene Ontology annotation, cellular component: cell surface; extracellular region.